This is a messenger RNA of Clonostachys byssicola, 1632 nucleotides long. Lineage: Eukaryota; Fungi; Ascomycota; Sordariomycetes; Hypocreales; Bionectriaceae. The record is from the annotation of a GenBank genome assembly.
AUGGCAGAUAAAUCAAUUGCCACGAGCGAAAUAAAGCCCAAAGCAUCUAGCAAUGGGUCUUUAACGGACGGCUCUGGUUCUGAGCAUGGGAAGGGACUCUAUGGCGAUGGCGACACUUUCGCCGUCGGAGCAUCCGCAGUGCACUAUGAACCCAUUCCAGAAUACGAAGGACGCCAUCGUUAUGAUCCCAAAGCCGAGUGGACACCCCAGGAAGAAAAGAAGCUUGUCAGAAAGCUCGACAAGAGGAUCUGCUCAUGGGUCUGUUUGAUGUUCUUUGCAUUGCAAUUGGACCGAGGAAAUAUCUCCCAGGCAUUGAGUGACAACAUGCUGAACGAUCUUGGAUUAACAACCAACAACUACAACUAUGGCAUGAUGAUUUUCUAUCUCUGCUUCCUGUCGGCCGAAGUACCGUCCCAGAUGAUUUCCAAAAAGCUGGGUCCCGACGUAUGGAUUCCCAUUCAAAUGUGCGCCUGGAGCGUGGUUGCCAUCUGCCAAUGCCUCAUCAUCGGAGAGCAGUCCUUCUAUGCCACCCGCGCGCUGCUUGGACUGAUUGAGGGUGGCUUCAUCCCUGACGCGAUCCUAUAUCUCUCCUACUUCUACACCAACAAGGAACUGCCGAUGAGAAUGAGUUUCUUCUAUUGUGCAUCGAACGGCACCUUCAUCAUCGCCGCUUUCCUAGCUUACGGAAUCCUUCACAUGAGGGGCAUUGGAGGCUGGGAAGGUUGGAGAUGGCUGUUCGCCCUUGAAGGAGGGAUCACUUUCCUCAUUGGCGUUGUGUCUUGGUUCUAUUUGCCCCCAGGGCCGACACAGACAGCAAGUUACUUCCGUGGUAAAGACGGCUGGUUUUCAGAGAGGGAGGAAGUCAUUAUGGUCAACAGGGUUUUGCGUGAUGAUCCAGGGAAAGGCGGCAUGCACAACCGUCAAGGUCUCACUCUCAAGCUGGUUUGGAACUCCCUCAUGGAUUACGACCUCUGGCCUCUGUACCUCAUCAGCUUCACGAUGCUUAUCCCGACGAAUCCGGUCACGGCAUACAUGACGCUCAACCUCAAGGCGCUUGGCUUCAACACCUUUGAGACCAAUUUGUUGACAAUCCCGGCCUACGUUCUAUUCUUGCUCCAGCUUGUGUUCUGGUCUUGGGUAUCGGAGAAAAUUAAUAACCGGAUGGCUGUUGUGUUCUAUUACUCGAUUUAUUGCUUGCCUCUUCUGCUUGCCCUCGAGCUCCUGCCCAGCACUGCAAGCCCGUGGAGCUGGUAUGCGGUCACUUUCUUGCUUGUCGGAUUUCCAUACAUUCAUUCGAUCAAUGUGGCCUUGACAUCCCGAAAUGCCGGCUCAGUGAGAACAAGAACACUCGGCAGCGCCUUGUAUAACAUGAUUUGUCAGGCUAGCUCGGUCAUAUCUACUCAGAUCUACCGCGACGAUGAUAAGCCCUACUAUCGACGGGGCAAUAAGGUCCUUCUGGCUCUGGUCGGCUGGAACAUGGUUAUGACGGUUUUCAUCAAGGUCUACUACAUGAGACGCAACAAAUCUCGUGAGGUCAUCUGGAAUGCGAUGACGCAGGAAGAGAAGGAGAACUACCUGAGAACUACCAAGGACGAAGGCAACAAGAGACUCGAUUUCCGCUUCGCACACUAG